Panthera uncia (snow leopard) is the source of this 691-nucleotide messenger RNA. It is a transcript of the gene FKBP1A, whose product is annotated as FKBP prolyl isomerase 1A. The record is from RefSeq and is a predicted model, not a curated record. Gene Ontology annotation, molecular function: peptidyl-prolyl cis-trans isomerase activity. Bases 139 to 465 code for a protein of 108 amino acids. NCBI's taxonomy places the organism in Eukaryota, Metazoa, Chordata, Mammalia, Carnivora, Felidae. The transcript has 5 exons.
CGUGCGGGGGCGCGCGCGUGCGCAGGCCAGGCGCCCAGGGCCAAGGCAGAGCCGGGGAGCUGCCGCCAGGUCCGCUGUGGGUCCACGCCGCCCGCCGCGCCGCCCGCCAGCCCAGCGUCCCCAGCCGCCGCCGCCGCCAUGGGAGUGCAGGUGGAGACCAUCUCCCCCGGAGACGGGCGCACCUUCCCGAAGCGCGGCCAGACCUGCGUGGUGCACUACACGGGGAUGCUUGAAGAUGGAAAGAAAUUUGAUUCCUCCCGGGACAGGAACAAGCCCUUUAAGUUUAUGCUAGGCAAGCAGGAGGUGAUCCGAGGCUGGGAAGAAGGGGUUGCCCAGAUGAGUGUGGGUCAGAGAGCCAAACUGACCAUCUCCCCAGACUACGCCUACGGUGCCACCGGCCACCCAGGCAUCAUCCCACCGAAUGCCACCCUCGUCUUUGACGUGGAGCUUCUGAAACUGGAAUGACAGGGACAGCCCCCCUCGAGCCCCCUGUGCCCCAUUCUUGGAUGUGCCGUGGAGGGAUGUGGCGCCUCCAGAUGCGCACACGCGAAUCCGUAUGGAGCUUUUCCUGAUGUUCCACUACACUCUUUGUAUAAACAUCGACCCCGACUGAAUGUGUUGUCACCCGGCUUCGCUCUUUCCCUUUCUCCUCGUAUGUGUGUUGACCUAAACUAUCUGCCGUAAACCUCAA